GUCGGAGAAGCGGUUCUGGCUGUGGUACGUGGGCUGGUCCUGUCUGGACCGGCGGACGACGCUGCCCAUGCUGCCCUGGCUGGUGUCCGACAUCCGCCGGCGCAGCCAGAGGCCCGAGGCCGGGGCCCGGCGGGUCCUGCUGCUGCUGGCCGCCCCAAACCUGCGCUGCGUCCCCGCGGAGCCCCGCGGAGGAGGAGGGGACCCCCCGCCCCACGGGCCCGCCGUCUUCAUCUUCGACCACAAGGCCCAGCACAUCGCCCGCUUCAUCCACAACAGCCACGACCUCACCUACUUCGCCUACCUCAUCAAAGCCCAGCCGGACAACCCCGACUCUCCGAUGGCCUGCCACGUCUUCAGGGCCACCGACCCCAGCCAGGUUCCCGAUGUCAUUAGCAGUAUAAGGCAGGCCUCUAAAGCUGCCCUGAAAGAGGACGCCAAGCCCAGUAGAGACAGCGAAGAUGCCUUUUAUAACUCGCAGAAAUUUGAGGUCUUAUAUUGUGGCAAGGUGACUGUGGCCCACAAGAAGGCCCCGUCCACCCUGAUAGACGACUGCAUCGAGAAGUUCAGUCAGCAUGAACGCCAGCGCUUGAAGGUCCUGGAUGAGCAGCGCAGCACGGAUUCCAGCCACGACCUCGCCCUCUCGGAAGGGGACGCGCCCGUCUCACCAGCGGAUAGUCCAUUCGAGGAACUGGAUGGCAUCAUCUUUGCCACUUCCGCUUCCGCGGGCCCCUCAGCAGGGGCCAACCAGACCAACCUGGCUGGCUCUCGGUCCUGCUUCCCCGAGCGCAUUUUGGAAGACUCGGGUUCCGAUGAACAGCAGGAGUAUCGGACCCGCUGUAGCAGUGUCACCGCCGUUGUGCCGAGGAAGGUCCAUGAAUCCAACUCCAAAACACACCCGCGCAGAAGACACGCUAGUGCUCCUAGUCACGUGCAGCCUUCGGACUCCGAAAAGAACCGGACGAUGCUGUUUCAGGUUGGGCGUUUUGAAAUUAACUUAAUCAGCCCAGAUUCUAAGUCGGUUGUGCUUGAAAAGAAUUUUAAAGAUAUCUCCUCUUGUUCUCAGGGUAUUAAGCAGGUUGAUCACUUUGGAUUUAUAUGCCGAGAGUCUCUUGAGCAAGGACUGAGUCAGUAUGUUUGUUAUGUGUUCCAGUGUGCAAGCGAAUCCUUGGUGGAUGAGGUAAUGCUUACCCUGAAGCAAGCCUUCAGUACCGCGGCUGCUCUGCAAAGUGCGAAAACCCAGGUUAAACUGUGUGAGGCUUGCCCCAUGCACUCCCUGCACAAACUCUGUGAACGGAUUGAAGGUCUUUACCCACCUAGAGCAAAGUUGGUGAUCCAGAGGCACCUGUCAUCCCUGACGGAUAAUGAGCAAGCAGACAUUUUUGAACGAGUUCAGAAAAUGAAGCCAGUCACUGAUCAAGAGGAAAAUGAACUAGUGAUCUUGCACCUGAGGCAGUUAUGUGAAGCCAAACAAAAGACCCAUGUCCACAUUGGAGAAGCCCCAUCAAAUACAUCUAGUAAUACAAUUCCUGAAAAUUCAACAAGCAGUGGCAGAUUCAAACUUGACAUCCUGAAAAACAAAGCUAAGAGAUCUUUGACUAGCUCUCUGGAAAAUAUCUUCUCUAGGGGAGCAAGCAGAAUGAGAGGUCGACUUGGAAGCAUUGACAGCUUUGAACGCUCUAACAGUCUUGCUUCAGAGAAGGACGGUUCGCCAGCAGACUCCCCUCCAGGAACUCCGCCAGCUUCCCCGCUCUCCUCAGCUUGGCAGUCAUUUCCCGAAGAGGAAUCAGAUUCUCCCCAGUUCCGGAGACGGGCACACACUUUCAGCCACCCACCGUCUAAUGCCAAGAGGAAGAACACUGCGCAGGAUGGGCGGGUUUAUGGUGUGCGCUCUCCUCUUCUGAGACAGAACUCUGUUGAACAAUACAGUGAUGGGGAGGGCAGAAAGAGAACUUCGUCUGUCUGCAGCAAUGAAUCCAUAAAUGCCGGAGGGAUCACUGUCACCCCUCGUCGCAUCUCCUGGCGCCAGCGCAUUUUCCUUCGGGUGGCCUCGCCCAUGAACAAGUCUCCCUCAACGAUGCAGCAGCAAGAUGGACUUGACAGGAACGAGCUCUUGCCUUUGUCUCCUCUUGCUCCAACGAUGGAAGAGGAUCCUCUCGCUUUAUUCCUCCCUGAUGAGGAUGUCCCUGAGAAGGCUGGCGGAAAACAACAUUCUGAAGAGCUUAGGAGUUUAUGGAGAAAAGCUAUCCACCAGCAAAUCCUCUUGCUUCGAAUGGAGAAAGAAAAUCAGAAGUUGGAAGAAGCAAGUAGAGAUGAACUACAAUCCAGAAAAAUUAAAUUGGACUACGAUGAAGUUGGUGUGUGUCAAAAAGAUGUUCUAAUAUCCUGGGAUAAGAAGUUAUUGAACUCCAGAGCUAAAAUCCGAUCUGACCUGGAAGAUAUUCAUACUACCCUAAAAGAAGGGGUUCCCAAAACCCGACGAGGAGAAAUUUGGCAGUUUCUAGCUUUACAGUAUCGUCUGAGACAUCGGUUGCCAAGUAAACAGCAACCACCAGAUGUUUCCUACAAAGAGCUUUUGAAGCAGCUCACCGCUCAACAACAUGCCAUCCUUGUAGAUCUAGGAAGAACAUUUCCAACACAUCCUUACUUUUCUGUGCAGCUGGGAGCAGGACAGCUGUCUCUCUUUAACCUCCUCAAAGCCUACUCUCUGCUGGACAAAGAAGUAGGUUAUUGCCAGGGAAUCAGUUUCGUGGCAGGAGUACUCCUUCUGCACAUGAGUGAAGAGCAAGCCUUUGAAAUGCUGAAAUUCCUCAUGUAUGACCUCGGCUUCCGUAAACAAUACAGACCCGACAUGAUGUCACUACAGAUUCAGAUGUAUCAGCUGUCAAGACUUCUCCAUGACUAUCACCGGGAUCUCUACAAUUACCUGGAAGAAAAUGAAAUCAGUCCCAGUCUUUAUGCUGCCCCUUGGUUCCUCACACUGUUUGCUUCUCAGUUUCCACUAGGAUUUGUAGCCAGAGUUUUCGACAUUAUUUUUCUACAAGGAACUGAUGUCAUAUUUAAGGUGGCACUCAGCCUGCUAAGCAGUCACGAAGCGCUUAUCAUGGAAUGUGAAAACUUUGAAAGCAUAGUAGAUUUCCUCAAAAGCACUCUACCUGAUAUGAAUACAUCUGAAAUGGAAAAAAUUGUUACCCAGGUUUUUGAGAUGGAGAUCUCAAAACAGCUUCAUGCCUACGAAGUGGAGUACCACGUACUUCAGGACGAGCUCCAGGAGUCUCCAAACUCUUAUGAUGACAGGGAACCUCUUGAGAAAUUGGAGAGGGCCAAUAGUCAGCUGAAGAGGCAAAACAUGGAUCUGUUAGAAAAACUACAGGCGGCUCACGCUAAAAUCCAGAGCUUGGAGUCCAACCUUGAGACUCUCUUGACUAGAGAGAAUAAAAUGAAGACCUUAAUUCGGUCCCUGGAGCAGGAGAAAGUGACCUAUCAAAAGAUGGUGGAGCAAAUCAGGAAGCACGUGCCAGUGGACGCGCUAGCCGGCUGUGAACUGCUGCUGAGAGAAGUAAACUCGAAUCCAAACAGUAAAACAAAGACAGGAAACAAGCCAUAAUUUAAGAAGCGGCACCUCAGCAAGCAAGGUGUCAGCUACUAGGAGAAGGGAUAGCGUGGAAGCCGCUGAACAGACUUAAGGAAACUGAGCUAAGGGCACUGUGGAAAGCUGGGGUUACUCCCUGUGUUGUCAACUGUUCCAGGAUGCAAAUCUCAAGCUCUUGAAAACAGACUGGCUGUGAAUCUGUGUCACAAAGGGAAAUCCAGCAUAAAAAUCAAUAUUUAGAGUGAUUUUUUCAAGUCAAAACUUUGCUGAGUCGUUAUGGAGGGAAGGCAAGGUGAAACAUGAAUGGUCCUUUUGUCUUUGUAGUGAAACGAGGAUAUCAUGUCUUUAUAUUUUGAAAACUACUUGAAAAUAUGAAAUGAAUGUACUUUUUUCUCCAAAGAACAGCACGUUUCACAAUUUUUGUGGAAAAAGUCUGUGUAAGUUUGCGUGUGUCUAUCAUCGAUUCUACUGACAUUAUGUAUACAUAAUGAAAGUGACUGUGGCUGACAGUCACUCUGAUGUGGCUUAUAAAUAGGGAUUGUGUUAGACUUCA
Ornithorhynchus anatinus (platypus) is the source of this 4142-nucleotide messenger RNA. RefSeq names its product TBC1 domain family member 4 (gene TBC1D4). The record is from RefSeq and is a predicted model, not a curated record. The coding region runs from base 68 to 3604 and encodes 1178 amino acids. NCBI's taxonomy places the organism in Eukaryota, Metazoa, Chordata, Mammalia, Monotremata, Ornithorhynchidae. The transcript has 20 exons.